This is a messenger RNA of Chroicocephalus ridibundus (black-headed gull), 852 nucleotides long. Its product is annotated as polyadenylate-binding protein 2-like. Gene Ontology annotation, molecular function: poly(A) binding. The record is from RefSeq and is a predicted model, not a curated record. Lineage: Eukaryota; Metazoa; Chordata; Aves; Charadriiformes; Laridae. Gene Ontology annotation, cellular component: nucleus.
GAGCUGGAGGCCAUCAAGGCCCGGGUGCGGGAGAUGGAGGAAGAGGCGGAAAAACAAGAGCUGCAGAACGAAGUGGAGAAACAGAUGAACAAGCCCCCCCCGGGCAACGCCGGCCCGGUCAUCAUGUCCCUGGAGGAGAAGAUGGAAGCGGACGCUCGCUCCAUCUACGUGGGCAACGUGGACUAUGGGGCCACGGCGGAGGAGCUGGAGGCCCAUUUCCACGGCUGCGGCUCCGUCAACCGCGUCACCAUCCUCUGCGACAAGUACAGCGGCCACCCCAAGGGGUUCGCCUACAUCGAGUUCUCCGACAAGGAGUCGGUGCGGACGUCGAUGGCGCUUGACGAGUCCCUUUUCCGCGGGCGGCAAAUAAGGUGGGGUGAUCCCAAACGAACCAACCGGCCCGGCAUCAGCACGACAGACCGGGGUUUCCCCCGUAGCCGUUACCGGGGCCGCGGCGGCGGCUACAGCGCGACCCGCGCCCGCUUCUACAGCGGCUACAGCCGGCCCCGCGGGCGGGCGUACAGGGGCCGGGCCAGAGCCACCUCAUGGUACUCCCCCUAUUAGGGGGGACAAUUUUUGGGGGGAAAGAGGGGGGGGGGGAAAAAAACGGGGGACACAACAUAACACACCCCCCCCCCCCCAAAAUCCGCCGCCGUCGGACGCCGCCGCCGCCAUGUUUUCGGGGGGGUGGGGGGUGGGGCCUGGCCCCUCCCCCUCUCGCCCCUCCCCCCACCCCCUUCUUUUUACCCCCUCCCCACCCCCCCCCCCCACCCACCCAACCCCCCCCCCCCAAGGAUUUGAGUGUCUUUAUCGUUGCAGGUGGCGGAGCCGGAGGGGACGGGACGUCGCCGG